This is a messenger RNA of Brettanomyces bruxellensis, 1014 nucleotides long. RefSeq lists its product as uncharacterized. Lineage: Eukaryota; Fungi; Ascomycota; Pichiomycetes; Pichiales; Pichiaceae. The coding region runs from base 1 to 1014 and encodes 337 amino acids. Gene Ontology annotation, biological process: intracellular protein transport; vesicle fusion. Gene Ontology annotation, cellular component: SNARE complex; endomembrane system. Gene Ontology annotation, molecular function: SNARE binding; SNAP receptor activity. The record is from RefSeq and is a predicted model, not a curated record. The transcript has a single exon.
AUGGCGUUACAUAACCAAUUGUUAAAAUUAACUUCCCUCUUACAAGAACUGGAAUCAAGCAUAGAUGAGUACAACACUUUAAAGGAAAUAUCUGAUGAUCCUGUUACAGUUGAUUCGGACAGUGAUAUUUCUCACACUUUUGAGCAAUUUCUGGCGCUUUUUUCCAACAUAUCAUCGAACUUACAAGACCGUUUGAAGGGUCCAAUUUCAGCGAGAAGAGCGAAUCAACAGCUGGCAUCUGAUGAACCUCUUGACGAAUUUACUGAAUUGAAAAAGAUAAUAAAUACUAUGAAGCAUCUUAUAGAGAAAGUUCCUGAAUUUUCUAAAAUUAGUUCCAGCUUAGAUAUGGUGGAAAUAGACAACUUAAGUGAGAAUAGAAAAGCUAAACUUCAAAAUAUGAUGACCACUACUCGGGAUCAUAUGCAAGAUUAUUCAGUUCCAUCUACAUCGGAUUCUUCCUCCUCGCAGAAUUCGCAGAGCUAUUCGCUGCUUCAAAAAGGCUCCAGGACGAAAUCCUUACACAAGAAGUCUGUAAGAUUCAAGGAUCAUUUAAUAGACGGUGUUUCUGAUAAGCCUUUAGAUACAAAUUUGAGGCCUUAUCGUGAUCAUGUUGAAAAGUACGGUCAAGUAGGAAAAAAUUGCAAAGCAGAUAGCGACAAUUUAAGAUAUCAUGAUGAACCGAUUGUUGAUGAUGAUAACAGCAUGAGCAUGUCCGAUAGAGAUGUUUUUAUAGCGAAUCAACAACAAAUGCUUGAGCAAAAUCGUUCUUUAGAUCACUUAUCCGAUUCGGUACAACGGCAACAUGAGAUGUCUUUACAAAUAAAUGAUGAAGUAAGUGAUCAUAUGGUACUUUUAGAUGAUCUUGAAAAUGGCAUAGAUAGGACUAAUGCCCGUUUGAUGAGAGGUACAAGAAACAUCAAAAAAUUCCGGGAGGCUUUACGAGAGAGAGGUGAUUGGUGCACGAUUCUCAUUUUAGUGAUAGUUCUUCUUUUUUUAUUAAUAGUUUUGAAAUAG